Molecule: messenger RNA, 805 nt
Organism: Vigna unguiculata (cowpea)
Lineage: Eukaryota; Viridiplantae; Streptophyta; Magnoliopsida; Fabales; Fabaceae
Molecular function (GO): zinc ion binding
Source: RefSeq, a predicted model, not a curated record
CUAUGGUAUAACACUGUCUAGAACCAUCGAAAACAUCAAACACCCAAAGCAAAAGUGUAACUGUGUCACAGAGAGAGAGAAAAAAAAAAUGGUGAACUUCACGUUGAUGAUCACUGCGGAGCUUGAGAACCUCACCAAUCUUCAACCCCAAGGUGGCUGCGAUGAUCCCAAUUUCCCUUACCUUUUCAAGUUGAAAUGUGGGAGAUGCGGAGAACUCAGCCAGAAAGAAACCUGCGUCGUCUUAAACGACACCGUUCCUCUUCCGGUUGGAAAGGCCACCACUCAUCUCAUUCAAAAGUGCAAAUUUUGUGGCAGGGAUGGCACUGUGACCAUGAUCGAAGGCAAAGGUAAACCACUCACCCAGGAAAUCAGUGAAUCAGGGAAGUACGCACCAUUGAUGUUAUUUGACUGCAGGGGCUAUGAACCUGUAGAUUUUGUAUUCGGUGAUGGAUGGAAAGUUGAAUCGCUUGAGGGAACCAAAUUUGAGAAUGUUGACUUGUCAAGUGGAGAAUAUGCUGACUAUGACGAGAAGGGAGAAUGCCCAGUCAUGAUAUCCAAUGUUCGAGCUACUUUUGAAGUGACAAAGUAGAAAACUGGUUUGCUGUGUAAACAUUUUCUUGAUGUAUAAAUUCACUGUUCUGUUCCAGAUGAGCUUUUGAGCACUGGUUUGCAUCUUAAUCAGGCAAGAAAUUGUGGAAUCUUCUAACAUUACAUGUGAUUGAUGGAGUUUACUUUUCAUUGUGAUCACUGGACAUGACACCAAUACACCACGCUAAAUAUUAAUAUUUAAAUUUCAUUAUUAAUA